This is a messenger RNA of Thermothielavioides terrestris NRRL 8126, 5022 nucleotides long. RefSeq lists its product as uncharacterized. The transcript has 2 exons. The record is from RefSeq and is a predicted model, not a curated record. Bases 545 to 4882 code for a protein of 1445 amino acids. Gene Ontology annotation, cellular component: intracellular anatomical structure. NCBI's taxonomy places the organism in Eukaryota, Fungi, Ascomycota, Sordariomycetes, Sordariales, Chaetomiaceae. Gene Ontology annotation, molecular function: ATP binding; RNA binding; protein binding.
CAUAAAGCUGAAACAGGUUGGAUUCGAGGGUCCGGAAGCUCCCUCUAGUAGCAUCAACAGGUCGUAAUGUGACUUUCUAGUUAACAGAGUUAUCCAUGGUUGUUGGACGGUCGGAAAGGAGGAGAGUUGCCACCUUUAACUUACGUUACCAAAGUUACCAACCUUACCAGGCAAUUAGUUAUCGAUAAUAUGCACCUGGGAUGAAGAGCGCCAAGACCCUAAACCCCUUGAACCCAGGGUUUUUGACGACUGCCAAGGACACAGGAAGUGCAAGCUCCUGCUCACUGCAAACCGACUCCAUUCUCACAACGUCUCGGUGAAUUCUCAGCAUUUCUUGCUGCCAGUCCUGUGCGACCCCGUCAUCUCACUUGGGAAGCCUGCGACUGCCAUGGACCGCUCUGCAGUGGCAAAUUUGACUGCGGGGCCGCUUGCAACCGUGUGAGCCAUCAUCAGCGCUCACUUGAAACUUCCAGGGUUAGCUGUGCGGAAUACGCCACACUCAUCCACCAUCCACCGUAUCCUACCAUAUCCACCAUCACCAAGAAUGGCGAAAAAGGGGAAGAGCACCAGCAGCGCUCCGGCGCCCAACCCAGCCCCGGCGGCCGGCAAGGCAGCCAAGAAGGACACCAAGAAGCCGCCGGCCACCGAAGGCGACUUCAUCGUGUUCACCAACUCGGACAAAGACAACACCAAGAAUAGACGAGGGGGCGGCGGUCCUUCCAAACCCUCGACGCCGGCCGCCAACCCAAUCGACGGGGCCGCCGCUGCCCCUGACGGCCAGCCCCGCCCCACAGUGCGCCAGCUCAUCGGCGGCGCCUCGUGGACCGGCAAGCUGCCCGUCAACCUGCUGUCCGAGCACUGCCAGAAGCAGCGCUGGGAGAAGCCCGACUACACCACCAUCAAGACCAAGGACGGCUUCUCCGUGCUGGUCUCGCUGGGCGCGCGCAACCCCAAGACGGGCGAGCUGACCAAGCUGCCGCCCUUCAAGCUGCCGCCGUCCCACGCGCACCUGGCGGUCAGGCCGACCGCGCUCGAGGCCAAGCACUGCGCCGCCACGUACGCGCUCUACCGCGUCUGCAGCAUGAAGAACCUGCACAUCUCCCUGCCGCCGGACUACAAGGCCCUGUGGAAGGACUUCGAGGCGCUCAAGAAGGUCGACGUGAAGGAGGGCCGCGGCUGGAUGUACGAGGCCGAUCCGUUCCAGGCGGCCCGCGAGCGCGAGGAGGCGAAGGCCGCCGCGGAGAAGAAGCGAGCCUUGGCCCAGGCGCAGAGGGAGAAGGCAGGGGAUGCGGCCGGUCAGCCGGGCGCGGCGCUUGCUUUCAGGGGGGCUGGCGGAGGAGCGGCGGGAGGCGGCGGAGGAGGAGGCGGCGGUGCAGGGGCGCAUAGUCUGAUGAGAGGCUGGGCGACGGUGCCCAAGAUCGAGAUGGGGAACAAGACGCGAUCGCAGCUCGAGGAUUUGCUGAGGAGGGAGACGGUCUGGAAUCCCCACGGCGUGGUCAUGCCGCCGCAGCAGAAGGAAGCCAUCGUCAAGGAGUUCAGGGAGCUGGGCUUUCGGCAGAGCCACGUGGAGGAGGCAGUGGAGGAGUGCAAAGACCGCGAGGAGACGCUGGAGUGGCUGUUGGUGCAUGUCCCCGAGGACGAUCUGCCCAGAUGGGCGCUGCCGGAGAGGUACACUGCCGGAGUGACGGUGGCAGCUACUGAUCUGCGGAGGGAGGGGGCCAUCAAGCGCCUCUCCGAGUCGGGGUACUCGAUCGACCUCUGCCGCAAGAUCCUCGACGCCAGCGGUGGCGACGAGGGCAAGGCCGCCGAGGCGCUGCAAAAGCUGCUCCUCUCGAGCGGCGCCGGCGACCACGAUGCUGCGCCCCAGGAGGAGGAAAGCAACUCGUGGAGAGACCCAGACGAGUGCUGGGACGAGGAGAUGGCGACCCUAGAGGCCAGUUUUGGAGAUAAGUUCACGCGCACCUCCCCCGAAGUCUGCCAGAUACGGCUCGAGUCGGUGGUCAACGGAACCAAUGUCGAUGUUGAGACGUACUUGCAAUUUCGGAAGUCGCCCCAGUAUCCAGCCCAGGUCAUCUUGUCCGUCGUGGCGCCGCUGCCUGCGUACAUAAAGCUGAGCGUCAUCAAGAAGGCUCUGGCGUACGCUAGCGAGUCGCUGCAGGGCGAGGAGAUGAAGAUUUACUUCCUCGCAAGUUGGGCGCAGGAGAACAUCAACGAGAUUAUUGAGAAACCAGGCGCGCUCCGGGAUGUCGCCGCCGUGUCAUCGGCAGCUUCAGAGGAGCACACCCACGUGGCUCGGCCAGCAAGGAGACGGCCUCGAUACCCUAAGCCUAUCGACUGGACGCCGAAUCCACGGAGCACGCAAGAGUGGAUGGCGAGAAUUGAGACUCCGGCCUACAAGAAGAUGCUCUCCCAGCGGGAGCGCUUGCCCGCGUGGCAGGUCAGAGCCGAGGUGGUCCGCACCGUCACUGAGAAUCAGGUGACUAUCAUCUCGGGCGAGACUGGUUCCGGCAAGUCCACGCAGUCCGUGCAGUUCAUCCUGGACGACCUGUACAGCCGGGGGCUCGGGAACGGCGCGAAUAUCGUGGUAACGCAGCCGCGCCGUAUCUCCGCCCUCGGUCUUGCCGACCGCGUCGCAGAGGAGCGGUGCACUCCGGUCGGCCAUGAAGUGGGCUACUCGAUCCGCGGCGAGAGCAGGACCGGCCCGAACACCAAGAUCACCUUUGUUACUACCGGUGUCCUGCUGCGACGGUUACAGACGUCCGGCGGCAGAGUCGAGGAUGUGGUCGCCUCUCUCGCUGAUGUCAGCCACAUCGUGGUGGAUGAAGUCCACGAGCGCAGCCUGGACACCGACUUCCUGCUGAGCAUCGUGCGCGACGUCCUCUACAAGCGGCGGGACCUUAAGCUCAUCCUGAUGAGUGCCACCCUCGACGCCGCGUCCUUUAGGGACUACUUCAUGGCCGACAGGCAAGAUGUCACUGUUGGCCUGGUCGAGAUCUCUGGCCGCACAUACCCGGUUCAGGACUAUUAUCUCGACGACGUGAUCCGUAUGACAGGCUUCAGCGUCGGGAGCAGGAACGACUUUGACGACGAUGGAUUCAGCACGCCGUCGGGCGAGCAGCAGGCAGAUCCCAUCAAUAAAACCAUCCAGAAGCUCGGCACCCGCAUCAACUAUGACCUCCUCGUUGAGACCGUCCGGGCCAUCGAUGCUGACCUGUCGACGACGCAGAAGGCCGGCGGUAUCUUGAUCUUCCUGCCGGGGGUAGCCGAGAUCAACCGUGCGUGCAACGCCCUGCGGGCGACUCCUUCGCUUCAUGUCCUGCCGCUCCACGCAUCGCUGGAGACCAGAGAGCAGAAGAAAGUCUUCGCCGCUCCGCCGCCAGGCAAGAGGAAGGUCGUCGUGGCCACGAACGUGGCGGAGACGUCCAUCACCAUCGACGACAUCGUCGCCGUCGUCGACAGCGGCAGGGUCAAGGAGACCUCGUUCGACCCAACAAACAACAUGCGCAAGCUCGAGGAGACAUGGGCCUCCCGGGCCGCCUGCAAGCAGCGCCGUGGCCGUGCCGGCCGUGUCCAGGCCGGCAAGUGCUACAAGCUCUACACGCGCAACCUCGAGUCGCAGAUGGCCGAGCGGCCCGACCCCGAGAUCCGGCGCGUGCCGCUCGAGCAGCUCUGCCUCGCCGUCCGCGCCAUGGGCAUCCGCGACAUCAGCCUCUUCCUCUCGCGCGCGCCAACGCCGCCCGAGGCGACCGCCGUCGAGGGCGCCAUCACCAUGCUGCGGCGGAUGGGCGCGCUCGACGGCGACGAGCUGACCGCGCUGGGCCAGCAGCUGGCCAUGAUCCCCGCCGAUCUGCGCUGCGGCAAGCUGAUGGUCUACGGCGCCAUCUUCGGCUGUCUCGACGACUGCGUCACCAUCGCCGCCAUCCUGAGCACCCGGAGCCCGUUCCUGUCCCCCGCCGAGAAGCGCGAGGAAGCAAAGCAGGCCAGGAUGCGCUUCGCCCGCGGCGACGGCGAUCUGCUCACCGACCUGCGGGCGUACCAGGAGUGGGACGCCAUGAUGUCCGACCGGGGCGUCCCGCAGCGGCGCGUCCGCCAGUGGUGCGACGAGAACUUCCUGUCCUUCCCGGCGCUCUCCGACAUCGCGUCGACCCGCUCGCAGUUCUACACCUCGCUCUCCGAGCUGGGCAUCCGCCCGCCGCCGCCUUCUUCUUCGCGAGCCCCCUCCUCCUCUUCCGCCCCUCUCCUCCGCGCGCUCACCGCGUCCGCCUUCGCGCCGCAGAUCUGCCGCAUCCAGUUCCCCGACAAGAAGUUCGCCACGUCCGUCUCGGGCGCCGUCGAGCUCGACCCGGAGGCCAGGACCAUCCGCUACUUCUCGCAGGACCACGGCCGCGUCUUCAUCCAUCCCUCCAGCACCCUGUUCGACGCCCAGGCGUUUCCGAGCGGCGCCGCCUUCCUGUCGUACUUCACUAUGCUUAGCACAAGCAAAGUGUUUGUGCGUGAUCUAACGCCCUUCAACGCCUACACCCUCCUCCUCUUCUCCGGCGCCGACAUCGCCCUCGACACCCAGGGCCGCGGCCUGCUCGUCGACGGCUGGCUGCGCCUGCGCGGCUGGGCCCGCAUCGGCGUGCUCGCCUCGCGCCUGCGCGGCGUCAUCGACCGGCUGAUUGCGCGGCGCGUCGAGAACCCUGCGUUUUCUUCGGUUGCUCUUGACGGCGGUUCUUCUUCUUCCGCCGCCGGUGCUGCUAAUGGUGGUGGUGGUAUUGGUGGCGGUGGUGGUGGCGGCGGCGGUUCAGGGGAGGGCGAGGUCGAGAGGGAGAGGGAGAGGGAGAGGGAGAUCAUCAGGCUUGUGACGAGGCUGGUCGAGCUGGACGGGCUGGAUGCGUGAACACCAGGGUCUCCGUUUCCAUUUUCGUUCUCUCAUCAUACAUACGCUUCGGAUCUGGAGACUUGCUUUGUCCUGUGAUGGGCAGUUGAAGUAUGGGCCAGGAGGCAAUGAGAUUUGGAUGGGAGUGUUGGGUUGGGUUG